Messenger RNA from Ophidiomyces ophidiicola, 3012 nucleotides. It is a transcript of the gene PRP16, whose product is annotated as DEAH-box RNA helicase prp16. The transcript has 3 exons. Lineage: Eukaryota; Fungi; Ascomycota; Eurotiomycetes; Onygenales; Onygenaceae. The record is from RefSeq and is a predicted model, not a curated record. Gene Ontology annotation, biological process: mRNA splicing, via spliceosome. Gene Ontology annotation, molecular function: ATP binding; RNA binding. The coding region runs from base 1 to 3012 and encodes 1003 amino acids. Gene Ontology annotation, cellular component: intracellular anatomical structure; spliceosomal complex.
AUGGUCCGCGAUCACAGCCCUAAACGGCGCAAACUCGACUCGGACCGAUAUGCAUCCCCCUCCCCGAUCCCCAACCCUGCCCCGAGACACAUUUAUAAACGUUAUCGAAUAGAGAACAGCGAAACACCUGGGCCAGGAGAUCUCAAGAAUGGUGCCGCAACACCUCGCCAGCAUGAAUUCGACGGCCCGGAACCCCUUGUUAAUAACGAAGACGUUGUGGCUUUAGAUCGGGACUGGUACGCUGGCGAUGAGCUUGGACAUACGUUUGGGGACGAGACGCACAAUCCGUUUGGCGGAGCGGAUAGCUCAUGGGCGGAUAUGCAGCGGGAAGCUGCCUUGUCUGAAAAGAAAAACAAUCGCCGCUUCAAUGCGCGUGCGGUGCAGAAGCAGAAAGAUGUGGAUGCCUGGGAAACAAACCGGAUGCUGACAUCCGGUGUCGCGCAAAGAAGAGACUACGAGGCGGACUUUGAAGAUGAUGAGGACUCAACUCGGGUGCAUUUACUGGUGCAUGACUUGAAGCCGCCAUUUUUAGAUGGGAGGACGGUUUUUACGAAGCAGCUGGAACCUGUGCCGGCGGUUCGAGACCCUCAGAGCGAUAUGGCUGUCUUCAGUCGGAAGGGAAGCAAGGUUGUGAGGGAAAAGAGACAAUUACGAGAACGGCAGAAGCAAGCGCAAGAUGCUACGAACGUUGCCGGAACGGCGCUGGGUAAUCUUAUGGGGAUCAAGGAAGACGAAGGCGAUAGUGCGGCGGCAAUUCCCGGUGAAGAGGACCAUAAAGGCGGUAGCAAAUUUGCCCAGCAUUUAAAAAAAAAUGAAGGCGUGAGCGCUUUCAGUAAGAGUAAAACACUGAGGGAGCAGAGAGAAUAUCUACCAGCCUUUGCCGUCAGGGAAGAAUUGCUGCGUGUGAUCAGAGACAACCAGGUUGUGAUAGUCGUUGGCCAGACCGGUUCUGGAAAGACUACACAAUUGACCCAAUUUUUACACGAAGAUGGCUAUGCAAAAGUGGGCAUGAUUGGGUGUACUCAACCCCGUCGUGUUGCUGCAAUGAGUGUCGCGAAACGAGUGAGCGAGGAAAUGGAGGUUAAGCUGGGCGGCUUAGUUGGUUAUGCCAUCCGUUUUGAAGACUGCACGAGCAGUGAGACGGCAAUAAAAUAUAUGACUGAUGGCGUUCUCUUGAGAGAGUCUUUGGUACAGCCUGAUCUAGAUAAGUACUCAUGCAUUAUAAUGGAUGAGGCGCACGAGCGAGCGUUGAAUACCGACGUAUUGAUGGGACUAAUUAAAAAGGUCCUUGCUCGCCGUCGAGACUUGAAGCUUAUUGUGACCUCCGCGACAAUGAACGCGGAACGGUUCUCUAAAUUUUAUGGAGGUGCACCUGAAUUUUUUAUUCCUGGAAGAACAUUUCCAGUUGAUAUUCAAUAUUCUCGGUCGCCAUGCGAAGACUAUGUCGACAGUGCUGUAAAGCAGGUCCUUGCCAUACAUGUUUCCCAAGGCGCUGGAGAUAUCUUGGUGUUCAUGACCGGACAAGAGGAUAUCGAGGCUACCUGCGAUCUGAUCCAUGAGAGGCUUGCACUUUUAAACGAUCCACCAAAAAUAAGUGUCCUGCCCAUUUACAGUCAAAUGCCCGCCGAUCUUCAGGCCAAAAUCUUUGACAAAGCCCCUCCAGGAGUCAGAAAAGUGAUCGUGGCUACGAAUAUUGCUGAGACUAGUUUGACAGUUGAUGGUAUUAUGUACGUUGUCGACUGUGGUUUCUCGAAGCUGAAGGUGUACAAUCCACGUAUGGGCAUGGACACCUUGCAAAUUACGCCGAUAUCUCAAGCUAACGCAUCCCAACGUGCUGGCCGUGCUGGUCGAACCGGACCUGGCAAAGCAUAUCACCUUUACACGGAGCUUGCCUUCAAAAACGAAUUCUAUAUACAAACGAUUCCUGAAAUUCAACGCACCAACCUCGCGAAUACAGUCCUUCUCCUCAAGUCCUUGGGAGUAAAGGAUUUACUUGAUUUCGAUUUUAUGGACCCACCUCCGCAGGACACAAUCACCACGUCUCUAUUUGAUCUAUGGGCAUUAGGAGCUAUCGACAACCUUGGCGAUCUCACGCCCAUGGGCCGCCGUAUGAGUGCAUUUCCGAUGGAUCCUUCUUUAGCAAAAUUGCUUAUCACUGCGUCCGAGGAAUAUGAAUGCAGCGAAGAAAUGCUUACAAUAGUGUCUAUGUUAUCGGUACCUAGUGUAUUUUAUCGACCAAAGGAACGCCAAGAAGAGUCCGAUGCCGCCCGCGAGAAGUUCUUUGUACCUGAAUCCGACCAUCUUACUCUACUUCACGUCUAUUCUCAAUGGAAGUCAAAUGGGUACUCCGAUGGGUGGUGUGUACGUCACUUUCUCCAUCCCAAAGCGCUUCGACGAGCGAAGGAGAUUCGAGAGCAACUGCAUGACAUCAUGUCUAUGCAGAAAAUGGCCCUUAUGAGUUGUGGCACUGACUGGGACGUCAUCCGAAAAUGCAUUUGCUCUGGAUAUUACCACCAGGCUGCCAGGGUCAAAGGCAUUGGUGAAUAUAUCAAUCUGCGUACUAGUGUUACAGUGCAACUUCACCCAACAAGUGCUUUGUAUGGGCUUGGAUUUUUACCGGACUAUGUUGUCUAUCAUGAGUUGAUUUUGACGAGCAAGGAGUACAUGUCUUGUGUGACUUCUGUUGAUCCUCGAUGGCUCGCUGACCUAGGUGGCGUUUUCUAUUCCAUUAAAGAAAAAGGGUACUCUGCUCGGGAGCGACGCGUUACAGAGCGUGAAUUUAAUAGACGCAUGGAGAUCGAAACGCAGAUGGCGGCGGACCGCGAGCGGGCGGCGCAGCUCGCGCUUCAGGAGGAAGAGAAGGAGAAAUUAAAAAGAAGGCAGGAAGGAUCAGGGGGCUCUGCUACUGUAGGAAUGGUGUCAGCUGCGAGAAAACCCGCUACAACAGCGGCAAAAACAGGUAGCAGCGUUGUCAAGCGACCUCCAAUUAAGAGAUUUAGCAGAGGAUUUUGA